UGAGAUAGCCUGCUACUUUAGCGGUAGAUGUUGUUUUAAGUCCAAACAUCAGACAGCAUUUAAAGGAUUUGUACAGCGAUAGAGAUAAGUGAUCUCAAGACGUGGAUGGUAUCACUUAACAUUUGCACAGGGAAACUACCAAAGGGAUGAGAAGCAAGUCUGCGAGGCCGCUGAAGGUGUGGCUGUGAGUGCUGACCCCUGCAGAUGAGACGGCCUCCCUGUGGGGGCCCACUCCACCUCCUUUUGACCUCUAAGGGAAGACCUUUCCCCCUCUUGUUUUCUCUGUCCUGAUGGAGCCAACCACACUGUGAAUUCAUGAUCACAUGACUUUGGAUAUGGACGCAGUCCUGUCCGACUUUGUCCGUUCCACGGGGGCUGAACCAGGACUGGCCAGAGACCUGCUGGAGGGCAAGAAUUGGGAUCUCAGUGCUGCCCUGAGUGACUUUGAGCAGCUUCGACAGGUACAUGCUGUGAAUCUGUCCUACUCCUUUGGGGAGGAUAGGGGACUCUAUCCCACUGAGAAGGAGAUGGCCAGAGUGGGACGGUCCCCUCUUCACCGGCAAGAUGACAUACAAGCCACAGAGAAGCGCCUCUCACGGGGCAUCUCCCACGCCAGCUCCACCAUCGUAUCCCUGGCCCGCUCGCACGUGUCCAACACAGGGGGGAACAACAGCGAGCCCCUCCUGGACACCCCCCUCUGCACCUUCCAGCUGCCCGACCUCACCGUGUACCGCGAAGACUUUCGCGGGUUUAUCGAGAGGGAUCUCAUCGAGCAGUCGAUGAUGGUGGCCCUGGAGCACGCGGGCCGGCUGAAUUGGUGGACACGGGUGGUACCUAGCUGUCAGAGUUUGUUGCCACUGGCAACGAGUGGGGAUGGAAACUGUCUGCUACACGCAGCCUCACUGGGGAUGUGGGGCUUUCACGACCGCGACCUCAUGCUGCGGAAGGCUCUGUAUAAAUUGAUGGACCACGGCCAGGAGAGGGAGGCACUGAGACGCAGGUGGCGGUGGCAGCAGACGCAGCAGAACAAAGAGUCGGGUCUGGUGUACACAGAGGAGGAGUGGCAGAGAGAAUGGAACGAGCUACUGAAACUGGCCUCUAGUGAACCCCGGAUACACUACAGCACAAAUGGCAGUAACUGCGCAGGGGGAGAAUCAUCGGAGGAGCCCGUGUACGAGAGCCUGGAGGAGUUCCACGUCUUCGUCCUGGCCCACGUGCUGCGCCGGCCCAUCGUGGUGGUGGCCGACACCAUGCUGAGGGACUCCGGCGGGGAGGCCUUCGCACCCAUCCCAUUCGGGGGAAUCUACCUGCCUCUUGAGGUGCCCGCCAUCAAGUGCCAUCGCUCACCCCUGGUCCUGGCCUACGACCAGGCCCACUUCUCCGCUCUUGUUUCCAUGGAACAGAAAGACAGCUCCAAGGAACAAGUGGCCGUGAUCCCCCUCACAGACUCUGAGCACAAGAUGUUGCCUGUGCACUUUGCUGUGGAUCCUGGCCGGGACUGGGAGUGGGGGAAGGACGAACUGGACAACGUGAUGCUGGCGAGUGUCACCCUGUCCCUGGAGGCAAAGCUGCACUUGUUACACACCUACAUGACAGUCACGUGGCUGCCACUACCCGCUAGUGAAGUGCAGCAGGCUCCCCUGGCCCAGCCUGAGUCACCCACAGCCUCCGCAGGAGAUGAUGCCCGAACGCCCCCAGACUCGGGCGAGUCAGACAAAGAGUCAGUCUGCAGCAGUACCAACGGCCACUGCGAAGGAGGUGCCGCCAACGGGAGCGGGGCGGCGGCUAAGACGGGUGGGGGCUCGUCCAGCUCCUCCAGCUCCUCCAGCUCCAGCUCCGGGGGAACAGCAACGGGGACGGGGACGGGCGGCAAGGGGAAGGCCAAGAAGGACAAGGACAAGGACAAGGACAAGAAGCGAGCUGACUCCGUCGCUAACAAGCUGGGCAGCUUCGGCAAGAGCCUGGGCAGCAAGCUGAAGAAGAACAUGGGCGGGCUGAUGACGGGGAAGACGGCAGGCGGAGGGGCCAAGCAGGCCGGGGAAGGCCAGGAGAAGAAGAAGAAGGGUUCUCUGAAGGGGCGCAAAGGCAGCAAGGACAGCUCGCCCUCUGCCCAGGGCGGCUCAGAGGAUUCUGGGAAGGGCUCCCCGUCGUCCGGCAGCGAGAGGCAGGGCAGGGAAGACCCCUGCAAGUACGGCGCCGACGUCAAGGUGAGCCUGAGCGUCCUGCGUGCCGCCAUGCAGGGGGAGAGGAAGUUCAUCUUCGCCAGCCUCCUCACCACCAGCAACCGCCAGCCCUUCCAGGAGGAGAUGAUCCAGCGCUACCUGGACGACGCCGAGGAGCGCUUCCGGGCGGAGCAUGAGCAGCGGCGGGAGGCAGAGAGGAAGGGCGGCGUGGUGCUGGGGCCGCCCGCCGGCGCGCAGGCGAAGAAGGAGGGGGUGGAGCUGGGCUACCGCUGCUACGAGGCCAAGGAGGACCUCGCUGACAGCUCCCCGCCCACUUUCAGUCACCUCAAAACCUCUGCGUUAACCCCCGCCCUCUACUCCGGCAUUGUGCCCAUCCCGCGGCCCACCAUCAUAGACCGCACCCCCGCCCCGCUGACCUCGCACCUUCCUCCCCCCAGCUACAUGGAGACCCGCCGGCAGCUGGCGGGCGGCUCCACCGCGUCCUACCCGGGCCUGCCGUCCUACGCCACUCUCCCACGGCACUGCCCGCUGGCGCAAGGCCCACCCCGCUCCCAGUACUACCCCCCGUCCUCUGUGGGCAGCCCGUCCCGCGUUGCCCCUUGCGUGCCCUCCUACUCCCUGGACCAGAGCCCCCUGGACUACCCAGCAGAGCCGGUGAGGCUGGGGGACGCGGGGGGAGGGUACGGCGGCGGCGUCCGGGAGACGCGCCUGGGCUCGGACAGCAGGAGCGGACCGCCCCCCGUGAGGCACUACUCGCUGGGCAGCGCGGGGGGCCUGGCCAGCUCGCAGUCCUCCCGGUGCAAAACCCCCAGCUGCAACUACUACGGCCACCCAGAGACGGGCCACUACUGCUCCUACUGCUACCGGGAGGAGCUGAAGAGAAGGGAAACGGAGCCGGCCAUCCACAGGUUCUGACUGAACGUCAGCCUGCGAUCUGCAGUUUCUGCCUCACUGUCUCCACGUCUGUCUCCAUCUCUCUCUUUUUAUGUUUGGUCUGUAUUAACUCUUUCCCUUCCGGAAAGACGCACCCCCUCCUGUAUGCCUAUGUCACGUGCUGUUUAAAAGGAAAUGCCACAAGCAGCCUUUUUUAACAGGAUGCAAUAAUAAUAGUAGUGAUGAUUUUAUCAAUGGGGCAAGGCCUGGUGGAGAACAGGGGGAUUUGCACUUAUGUUUCUUUUGCUGUGGCUCUUACCAGGAAUCGGGUGUGAACAGGAAUCUUUCUCAGGCUGUGCCAGACUACUCCACCUAGGGGAGAGAUGUCAGCAUACUCACAGCAUACUCAGAGCACAGGUCACUGCAGUGAAUGACAUACACACACAUACGUAUACCAUCUAUAGCCAGAAUCAGCAUAUUUAUGUUACUUAGUUUACAGAUACUGGACACUGUUUUUGUAGGUGAAUUCCAUUCAUGCAGGGCCUUCUAGGUGUUUCGUAGUCCCACUGCACCAACCAAGAACACCGGGGGUUACCCUUACUGGAUAUGUUACAGAACUGAACCAUGUGCACUGCAUAUGAAAAUGAAAUGACGAGUAAUUCAGAAUAGAUGUGUGUGCUUUUUUUGCGUUGUUCUACUGCAAUAGAAUGUAAAUUUAGUUUACCAUGGUAUUAUUCUCUGAACCAGAAAAGCUAUGCAAUUGUACUUGUGUUGGACUGUGUACCGUUUAAGCAUCACAGGUAAAGAUAACGGUACCAAAUGCGAUUCAAGGCGUGCCUUUUGUUCCUGGAAAGCUCAUUCCUGUGCAUACUUCAUUCUAUUUAUUGCACCUGCUUGGUGCUCACAUUGCAUGAAUAAUUUUCCCCUUUCAAAGCAUUUUAAGUCAGAGUUCCCACCCGAUUCUCUGGAGAAUUUUGCGUCAUUUCAUUUCAAGCACAAUUGACUACCCCUGCAGGUGUUUUGUGUAGAACAAAUCCAACAGAUCAAGGCCUGCUUUUAACACCAA
This is a messenger RNA of Megalops cyprinoides (Indo-Pacific tarpon), 4122 nucleotides long. It is a transcript of the gene otud7b, whose product is annotated as OTU deubiquitinase 7B. The coding region runs from base 324 to 3098 and encodes 924 amino acids. Gene Ontology annotation, molecular function: DNA binding; zinc ion binding; cysteine-type deubiquitinase activity. The transcript has 12 exons. The record is from RefSeq and is a predicted model, not a curated record. Lineage: Eukaryota; Metazoa; Chordata; Actinopteri; Elopiformes; Megalopidae. Gene Ontology annotation, biological process: protein deubiquitination involved in ubiquitin-dependent protein catabolic process; protein K11-linked deubiquitination; protein K63-linked deubiquitination. Gene Ontology annotation, cellular component: cytoplasm; nucleus.